Micromonas commoda is the source of this 3699-nucleotide messenger RNA. RefSeq lists its product with no specific name. The coding region runs from base 1 to 3696 and encodes 1231 amino acids. Gene Ontology annotation, biological process: protein export from nucleus. Lineage: Eukaryota; Viridiplantae; Chlorophyta; Mamiellophyceae; Mamiellales; Mamiellaceae. Gene Ontology annotation, molecular function: small GTPase binding; nuclear export signal receptor activity. The record is from RefSeq and is a predicted model, not a curated record. Gene Ontology annotation, cellular component: cytoplasm; nuclear pore. The transcript has a single exon.
AUGACCGCCGUGGAGCAGGCCGCGCAGGGCCUCGCCCUCCCCUCGCUCCGCGCCAACGCGGAGGCGACCCUCCUCGAGUUCAGGCGAUCGCCCCACGCCCUGCCCGCGUGCCGCCACAUCCUCGAGCACUCGCAGGUGACCGAGGCGCAGUUCCAGGCGGCGUCGACCCUGCGCGACGCCGCCCUGCGCGACUGGACCGCGCUCCCGCCGCAGGAGCGCAGCGGCCUCCGGCAGUUCUGCCUCGGCGCCCUGCUCCAUCGCACCCCGCCGCCCGCGCCGGUGGUCGCCUCGCAGCUCAUGAGCACCCUCGCGGUGAUCCUCAAGCGCGCGUGGCUCGACGACGGCGUGGACCGCGGCGCGAUGCUGUCGGAGGCCGAGGCCGCGGUGACGCAGGCAUCCACCGCGGCCGCGCGGCGCAUCGGCCUCCAGCUCUUCGCCGCGGUCAUCUCCGAGUUCUCCCCAACCACCGCCUCCGCGAUGCAGCUCCCGUGGGAAUUCCACGAGAGGUGCCGCGCGUCCCUCGAGACCGAGUUUCUCGCGGGGCUGUUCGCGCACGGAUCGCAGAUCGCGCGAUCCGUCGCGGAGAGCGGCGCGGCGCUCAACGCCACGGACGAUAACGUGUGCGUCGCGUCGUUGAGGCUCAUGUCCGCCGCGCUCGCGUGGGACUUCACGAGGGACGGAGCCGCCGGCGGCCCAUUCGGCUUCAUCCAACCCGAGGGACACCUUCGACCGGCGGGAAACGACCGCGACGGCGAAGCCGCGGACGCCGUACGCAUCACCCCGGGCGUUGGGUGGAGGGAGACGCUCCUGGCGCCGGGCGCGAUGGACUGGCUCUUCCGCCUCAACACCGCCGCCCACGCAUCGUGCGCCCGGGCGGACGGGGCUUCAUCACACGGCGCAUCGGGAUCGGGAGGAAACCCGAAGGUUGACGCGCUCGCAGGCGCCGCGAGGGGCGUCGUCGCGAGCCUCUGCGCCCUCAGCGGGGACGUGUUCCCGAGCGCGAGGGAGGAACCGGGAGGGGAGACGCGGCGGCGGCACUUCGCGGCCUGCGUACGGGCGCUCCGCGCGGUGCUCUUGCCGGCGAACGCGGCCGUCGCGCUCGCCGCGGCGGGAUCGGCGACGGGGGAGGAAAACCUCGAGGACGGAGCGAGAGCGUUGUGCUCGCUCGCGGAGGUUCACCCGGUGGAGGAUUUCGUCACCCCGCUGGGCGCCAUGCCGGGUGGGUCCACGAACGACGCGGCGGACCCGGGCUCGAAUGAUCAGAACGCGCUGGGGAUGCUCGGGGAGCUCACGCUGGCGCUCAUCGCCGCGGGCGCGCUCCGGGGGGAACACGAGGGCGGCGCCAUGGAAGAAAGUCUCCGGAUGCUUCUGGACGCGUGGGGAUCGUUGAUCGGGCGAGUCGGUCAGUUCGGGUGCCCGCCCGAGCUCGCGAACGGCGCGGCGGCGGUGUUCCAGGCGUACCUUCACGGCGGUCUCGCCGCCGUCGCCGAGUCGGCGUACGACGACGACGACGGGCAGGAAGAAGAAGGCAAGGCGGGCGCCGCGGCGCUAGACGAGAGACUCUCCCUCAUCGCCCCGAUCGCGCGCGCCGCGCCCGACGCCACGCUGCCGCUGCUGCGCCAAGCUCUCGACGCGAAGAAGCGCGCGCUCGCCGCGACGACGGCUAACGGCGCCGACCCGACGACGGCGCUGGAGGAGCUGUGGUGGCUGGCGCGGCUCGUACCGCACGUCCUCGCCGACGCGUUCGACGGGGAGAUCCCGCUGCCGCCGGAUUCGCUCGCGGAGUGCCGCGCCCGGGCGACGCACGAGGAGCGCGAGUGUCCCGUGGACGCGCUCGCGGGCGAGUACGUGCAGUUGACGUGCCUGUGCCUGGACGAGAACGCGCGAAGGGCGCUGUCGCCGCGGCUGUUGGAGACGCUGACGUGGGGAUCCGCCAGAUGGACGGACACGUACCUGAUGUCGGAGGACACCGGGGGGUCUCUUCACGCGGCGAUCUUCGCGCACAACGCGCUGGGCGGCGGCGGUGAAGGAAGGGUGUACAGAGGCGCGAACAAGGCGAAGCCCGCCGCCUUCUCCGAGGCUGGAGGAGGCGCGAACGUGUUGGACGCGCUGUUGCGGGCGGCUUUCGUGUGCCUGACGGCGUGGCCGGGGGAGACGGGGGUGCAAAAGGCGGCGGCGUCGACCUUACUCCCCGCGCUCACCCGCCGGCGCGCGCUGUGCCGCACGUGCGUCAACCUCCCCGCGUGGAAGCAGGUCAUGGACGCGGAGUCCGUCGCGUUGGCGCACUCCGCCGCCGUCGCCGGCGCCGUUCCCGGGCAUCAGACGCUCCACUUUCCCCCGGAGAUUCACCUCGGCCUGAGCGAAGCGUUGGGUCGCGCCGCGGAGGGCCUGAACGACGAGGCGCAGUCGCAGGAGUACAUCGCGCGGGUCCUGACUCCCGUCGGGCAGGUCCUCAGCGCCGUCGCGGCGGCGCCGGGGGACAUGAAGCAUCCCGCGGGGGAGUCGAGAGCCAUCGCGGUGAUCCAGGCGCUGCGGGGGUCGGUUCGCGCGACUAUCGCGCGAUCGCAGGCGUCGGUGUUUUCCUUCUUUUCGCAAUCGUUCGAGGCGCUCCUGGCGGUGCAACGCGCCGGGGCGCACAGCGCUCAGGUGAGCAAGCUGAUACUGAAGCUCACCGAGGAGUUGGUGGCGAACCAGGCGUGUUUCCUGGGUCCCGCGCACGCGGGGGUGCUGUGCCGCCACUGCCUGCGGGUGGUGGAGGAGUACCGAGCGAGCGGACGGGGUAAGAUCGGCGCCACGGAAGGUGGCUCGCGGUCGCUUCGCGCGGAACGCGUCAAGGAGUGCUACAAGGAGGUCAAGGCCAUGCUACGCAUGCUCACGCACGUCACCAACUCGGACAACGACGUCGAGGAUGAGGAAACCGCGCGAGGGGAUUCGCACCGCGGGUCCGUCCUCGCCGCCGCCGCCGCCGGCGCGGCGGCUUCGGAGGGUCGGGUCCGCGGCGGCGCGGGGGUGGCCACGAGCGGCGAGGCGCUCGCCAAGGUGGACGUCGCGCAGGUGGUCUUCAUCGGGCUGAACACGGUCAUCCCGCUCAUCACCGACGAGCUCCUCACGUUUCCCAAGCUGUGCCACCAGUAUUUCGCGCUCCUCGCGCACAUGCUGGAGGCGUAUCCCGCCAAGGUUGCCGCGCUGCCGCCCGACAUGUUCAACUCGCUCAUGGGAACGCUGGAGUUUGGGCUGAAGCACGCGGACGUGGAGGUGGCGCGCGAGUCCCUCGCCGCCGCGGGCGCCAUGGGCUCCUUCCAGCACCACGCCUCAGUCGACGGACGCGCGGGACUCGGCGAUCACAACUUUUUGUCGGCAUCCUCGGGACAAGGUACCAUCCUCGCGCGGCUCAUGCGCACGACGCUGUCGCGGAUGAUCUUCGAGGACGCCGGCAUGGACCUGGUGGACGCCGCCGCCGACGCGCUGCUCCCGCUGAUGCUCGUCGAGCGCGCGGCGUUCGAGGGCGUCGCGGGGGAGCUGCUGGCCAAGCUGGAGGGUGACGCGGGUGCGCAGGCGAGGGUCGUCGGGGCGCUUCGAGAGCUCACUACGGGGAACGGUCUCACCGACAGGGUGGACAGGGCGAACAAGAGGCGGUUCAGGCGGAACAUGUCCACGUUCCUGACCGAAACGCGGUCGUUCGUGCGACACAACUGAUAG